AUGCCAAAACCCCUCUGGAAGUGGCGCUACGAGCAGAAGGAGGAGUUUCUCCAUGCCAUGUACCAAGGCCUCAGUCAUCUGGGGCCUAGGUAUAUCACCAACGAACUUGAGGAAUUUGACCUCCACCCGAUGGACUUCUGGACUGGCGACACGGACCCAUCAUUCAUCCCGUACUUUUUUCCAGACACGGAGACCACCUCCAAAAUCGCCAAUACCAAUAUCAAUCCCGAGGACCGCCUAGACGACCCGUUCACCUGGGCACGGGAGAUGAAGAGCCACGAAGGCCUUGACUCCCACAAGUUGCAUCAUGCCCUCUACGCGGCGUUCUCGAAGUAUCUCCGCAAAUCCCCCGGCGGCAAGCACCAGUCCGCGUGGUGGGAUGCAGUUUCCAUGAAGGAGGGUAAAUCCCUCUUCAACAGCAAUGACCGGCACGGCUUCACUAUUCAAAGUGGAGCACGGUGCGUCGAUGCGAAGUCAUCGCAUCAACUGGUUGUUAUGAAAAGCAACCAGUUGUGCCACGAGACCCUCCCGUCAACUGGAGAGGUCGUCGUCCUGCUGCGGUGGAUGCUUGAUGCUACCAAAAAGCACAAGCGUCUUAUGGGACGCCAUCACCGCCAAGAGCAGAAGCAGUAUGACUUCCCGACCAUGGUCAUCUCCUUCCUCCCAGAUGCCAGAGUCCGCAUCCUGCAUGCAGCAUGGGCACUGGACUUUGACACGGAGGAUUACGCCGAGAAGAUGGACAUUCUCCUUCAAUGGGCUUGGCCCGAGGUGGAAGGUGACACCACCAAGCCCAUCCGCUUCGACUCGUAA
Molecule: messenger RNA, 810 nt
Organism: Penicillium bovifimosum
Lineage: Eukaryota; Fungi; Ascomycota; Eurotiomycetes; Eurotiales; Aspergillaceae
Exons: 4
Coding region: 1-810 (269 amino acids)
Source: RefSeq, a predicted model, not a curated record